Trametes versicolor FP-101664 SS1 is the source of this 2352-nucleotide messenger RNA. RefSeq names its product phenylalanine ammonia-lyase. NCBI's taxonomy places the organism in Eukaryota, Fungi, Basidiomycota, Agaricomycetes, Polyporales, Polyporaceae. Gene Ontology annotation, biological process: L-phenylalanine catabolic process. Gene Ontology annotation, cellular component: cytoplasm. The record is from RefSeq and is a predicted model, not a curated record. The transcript is spliced from 5 exons. Bases 13 to 2214 code for a protein of 733 amino acids. Gene Ontology annotation, molecular function: ammonia-lyase activity.
CCCUCGAACACCAUGCCAGGAUACACCAAGUCCCACACCUACUCCUCGACCUUCGAGCCCAACCCCUUCCUUCUGAAGAAGUCGGUGCCGUCCUCCACUCAGCCCGAGGCUACCAAGUCGGAGGCUUCCCCCGCCCAGCUCCUUGCUAAGUUCCUUGAGGCACACCGCGCGCUCGAGAACUACAAGCAGGGCGAAUCGGUUGUUGUCGAUGGCGAGACCCUUUCCAUCCCCGCUGUCACCGCGGUAGCGCGGCACAGCGCCAGCGUCGUGCUCGACGACGCACCACACAUCCAGGAGCGCGUCCUCAAGAGUCGCCAGGUCAUCGCCGAUAAGGUCAAGAGCGAGAAGAGCGUUUACGGCGUCAGCACAGGUUUCGGCGGAAGUGCCGACACUCGCACGAAUGACCCCCUGACGCUCGGCCACGCCCUGCUUCAGCACCAGCAGGUGGGUGUGCUGCCUUCAGACACGGAGGCGGCGCCCACCGCCCUCCCGCUCCUCGACCCGCUCUCGUCGACGAGCAUGCCCGAGUCGUGGGUCCGUGGUGCCAUCCUGGUGCGCAUGAACUCCCUGAUCCGCGGACACUCCGGUGUACGCUGGGAGCUCAUCGAGCGCAUGAACGCCCUCCUUCGCGAGAACAUCGUCCCGCUUGUCCCGCUGCGCGGCAGUAUCUCCGCCUCCGGAGACCUUUCGCCUCUGUCCUACAUCGCGGGCGUUCUCAUCGGCAACCCGUCCAUCCGCGUCUUCGAGGGCCCGAACACGUUCAAGGGACGUCGGAUCGUGUCUUCCCGCGAAGCGCUUGCGGCGCACAACGUCGAGCCUAUCUCGCUCGCAUCGAAGGAGCACCUCGGUAUCCUCAACGGUACCGCGUUCUCCGCUUCGGUCGCGGCGCUUGCUAUCAACGACGCUGUCCACCUCACACUCCUUGCCCAAGUCUGCACGGCCCUCUGCACGGAGGCCAUGGUGGGCGCCCGCGGCUCAUUCGACCCGUUCAUCCACGCCGUCGCUCGCCCGCAUCCCGGGCAGGUCGAGGUCGCCGCCACGAUCGACAACCUGCUCGAGGGAUCGCAGCUCGCAGUCACCAGCGAGGACGAGAAGCACAUCUCCGCCGACAUCGGUGAGCUCCGCCAGGACAGGUACCCCCUGCGCACCGCGGCGCAGUUCCUCGGCCCUCAGGUGGAGGAUAUCCUCUCUGCGCUCGCCACCGUCACCCUCGAGUGCAACUCCACCACCGACAACCCGCUCAUUGAUGGCGAGACCGGCGAGAUCCACCACGGCGGCAACUUCCAGGCGAUGUCUGUCACGAACGCCAUGGAGAAGACGCGUCUCUCGCUCCACCACGUCGGCAAGCUCCUGUUCGCGCAGUGCACUGAGCUCAUCAACCCGGCGAUGAACCGCGGCCUGCCCCCCAACCUGGCUUCGACCGACCCGUCGCUCAACUACCACGUCAAGGGUAUCGACAUCCACGCGGCGGCGUACGUUGGAGAGCUUGGCUAUCUCGCCAACCCAGUGUCGACGCACAUUCAGUCGGCUGAGAUGCACAACCAGGCAGUCAACUCUCUGGCCCUCAUCUCGGCCCGCGCGACGAUCAACUCGCUCGAGGUGCUCUCGCUGCUCACGGCAAGCUACCUCUACGUGCUCUGCCAGGCGCUCGACCUGCGCGCGAUGCAGCACGAGUUCCAGCUCGAGGUCGACACCAUUCUCCGCGAGGAGCUGACGCGCUUCUACGCGCCCCACCUCUCGAACGCCGACCUCACCGCGCUCCUCCCGCUCAUCUCGCGCCAGAUCCGCCGCUCGCUCGAGUCCACGAGCACCAUGGACGCGUCCCUGCGCAUGCGCACCGUCGCCGCCUCGACCACCACCCCGCUUGUCGACUUUUGCGCACAGCGCGCGAGCCUCGCCGCGCUCGACCAGAUCGUCGAGUUCCGCCAGACGAUCGCGCAGCGCAUGCUCACCGCGCUCACGGGCCUCCGCGAGCAGUACCUCAGCGGCGAGAAGGGCCCCGCGCCCGCGAGCGCGUACAUCGGCCGCUCGCGCCCCGUGUACGAGUUCAUCCGCGUCACGCUGGGCGUGCACAUGCAUGGGGGCGAGAACCUGCACAAGUUCCAGCACGGCCCGGGCGUGGACGAGCAGACGAUCGGCCAAAACAUCUCGCUCAUCCACGAGGCGAUCCGGGACGGGAAGAUGCAGGAUAUCGUGGUCGGGCUGUUUGCAUAGAAUGAACGCUGAUUUUUUGCAAUGGGAUGUUUCCGGUUUCGAGCCCUGUUGUAUAUCUUGUUGCGGAUGCAGACCCCGCCUGUAUUUGUACCUAUACCCGACUGCCUCGGAUAGAGCUAGAAUAAAAGAUUAUUCCCC